Messenger RNA from Lethenteron reissneri (Far Eastern brook lamprey), 5493 nucleotides. Its product is annotated as centrosomal protein of 112 kDa-like. Lineage: Eukaryota; Metazoa; Chordata; Hyperoartia; Petromyzontiformes; Petromyzontidae. The record is from RefSeq and is a predicted model, not a curated record.
GUCGUGCGCGCGACAGCGGCGGUGGUCACGUGAGCGACGCCGCUCGUUACUUUUCAAGUUACUCCGCUCGUUACAAUUCCGUUACUUCGAGUUACUCAGUCGCUUUUUAAUCGUAGUUCCUCGGCUGCGAAUCUGUUAAUAUUCCGCCAUUUAUUUGUUCGUUAUUUCACGGAUACGAAGCUGUUGUGUUUUUUUCCUUUAGCCGUCUCUUUCCCUGACACUCAAGAGGCGUUACUUUCCAGCCAUCUCGAGUUGUCGCUUGAGAAUGUCAAGCCACAGUUUGUGGGAUCUACUUGAUGCUGAAUUUGAUCACCUCCUGGUGGACAUGAAACCCUUUGUGCUUAAGCUUUCAAAUAAAACAGAGCGCCAGUGCUGCGCACUCUGGGUUAAGAAGCUGUGUGAGCCACCGGGCGACAUGCGCGCUGCCGUUUGGCGACCGGAGCGCAACGCUUACGCGAGGCUGCUGCUGGACAUGCUGCGCUAUGGACGGCUUGAGGGGCCCUUCUCCAGCAAGCCUCCUGCCGGCUCCCUGCAGCCUCUGCCUGCCGACCAGAAGAGAGACGGGCCUGCUUGGGAUGAGGACCUGGACAGGCUGCCCACCUGGGCAGCAGGGGAGCUUGAAUCGCCGCAGCUGAGCCAAGGCUUGUCCAGGGACGCACGGAGUCACUUGGCAUUUUCUGACUCAUGCCAAGAGCACCGCAGAAAAUGGAAGAUAUCCCAAGAUCGGAGUUCGCAGUCCACCAACGCUAUGCAUAGGUCUACGGAAGAUGACCCCACAACAAUUAGUGAUCUGUCCGGGAGGAAACCAGUAAAUAUGGAUGAAAGUGACUUUGAAAACCGAUUGAACAGCUGGAAUUUGGGGAUUGAAAACCCAAGGUAUUUGCGUGAAAAGCCAAUACCUUUAUCACCGAUUGUACCCAGGAAAGGCUCUCGGAAAAUGGACCCAUUAUUACCUGAUGCUGAAGCUUUUCAUACAAAGUAUCAAAAAGAGAUGGGGCUCAAGAUGAAGGCCAUGGAGGAGCAGUUCCAGACGGAGCAAGUUGCAAUGCAACUGAAGCACGAAACUCACGUACAAGAGAUUUUGGAUGGAAAAAAAAGUGAACUGGAAGAACUGAAUGCAGUGCAUCAGAAUGAGCAGAAGGAGGCUGCAGAUGCAGUCAGAAAACUGGGAAAAAAAGUUGAUGUAUUGGUACAAGAAUCACAUGUGGUCCGAGAGACCAAGGACAAGCAGAUUGAAGAGCUAAUGAAGAUGAUGGGUCAGAGUGGGAAGAACCUGAAAAAUGACUAUGAGAAAAAGCUGAAUGAAGCCAUAGCCAGCCUGGAGCAGGAGCGACUGGAGCUGCAAAAACAUCACACGGGAAGCAUCCAAGCACUGCUGGAUGAGACUAACAUGCGGUUGGCGCACAUGGAGGCCGAGCACAAGGCACACGCCCUCCUAACUGGCAACGUUAAAAAGGAGCUGGAGGCCCGUGUGGAGCAGCUGAAGGCAGACGGAGAGGCUCAAGUUAAACAGAAGAGCCGUCUGGAACAGGAGAAUGCAGAACUAACUCACAGGAACCAGGCCCUCUCCCGGGAGCUACAGGACGUGAAGGGUUGGUUCGCUGCAGCACAGAGUGACACAGAACAGCUCUCUCAGGAGCACGCGCACAGCGUGAAGCAGCUGCAGGCCCGGCUGGAGGGCACCAUUAACUUCCUGAAGCAGGAGCAUGCGGUGGCAGCCGCCAAGGCAGCAGCAUUCAGAGAAGAUCUGGAGAUGAAAGUGAACAUCCUAAAGCAACAGCUUGAGGAGGUAGAGCAUCAGGGGCAACUACAAUUGAAGGAAUCGGAAGCAAUAUUUCGGGAGGAAAAAUUUCAGUUAGAACAUCUUUAUGAAACAAAGCUGAAAUCUGCACAAGGCAAAUUGGAGCAGGAAAAGGAAGGUUGCCAAAAAUCCAUCACAGCGUUAGAAACUGCAUUGAGGGACAAGGAGGAGCAGCUGAGAAAGGUGCGAGAAAUGCAACGCGUACAGGCCCGGCAGGCCGACGCAACACUGGAGCAGCUCAGAAAGGAAGUGGAGCUUAACACGGAGAAAGUGUUGAUAGAGAUGAAACAGCAGAUGCAGAGGGUGGAGGAGGACCUCAGAAGAGCCAAGGCCGUGCGCGAGCGGCAGGCCGAGGAGUUUUCUCAUCAGCAGCAAGCGCUACAGCAGCAGCAUGAGCAGCAGCUGCGGGACGUGCGGCUCCAUUGCGAAGAGGAGAAGUCUCGACUGCUGGAGCAGCACGCCACUCACAUGGAGAGUGUUGCCCGCACACACGCCGCCACCCUCGAACAGCGCCAGCGCGAUCUGCAAGCCACCGUGGCCGAGCGUGAAAAUCAGGCCAGAGAAUGGAGGCACAAGGAUGCAGAGACUAUAGCGCAGUUGGAAGAGACGGUGCUGAAGCUGCAGGAGGAGGUGGAGCAGGCAAACUGCCUGCGCAAGCAGCAGCUAGUGGAGCUGGGGCUUCUGCGUGAGGAGGAAAAGCAGGCCACCCUGCUGCAACACGAGACCACCUGCGCCCAGAUCCGAGCCGAGGCCGAGAGGACCACGCUGGACGCGCAUAAGCAGCACGCUGUUGAGAUAGAGCAGGCUUCCGCCAAGAGCGCUGAAGAGCUAAGAACAAUGGAAGUGGAUUACUCCGCGAAACUCUCUCAGGCUGCAAAGGCGAUCAUGGACCUGCAGGCACAAGUGGCAUCUAUCCACGAGGAGGCUUCCGAAAAGAGUUUGGAUGCCGAGAAGAGGCUGCACGACGCCGUCACCAAAAUGCAGGGUGACCUGGAGGCACUUCGCCAAGAGCACCGCAGCACGCUGCAGGAACUGCAUGGCCAGAAGGAUACCCACUCGCGGCUGUCGGCCUCCUGGGAGAAACAACUACAACAAAUUGGGCUCAAGCACCAGGAACAGGUGACGGCGCUGCGACAGGAACAUGAGAAAAAGCUGAAGGGCCUCAUGCCGGCGGACGUCCGCAAGCAGCUGGAGGAGACCAUUGCGUCCCUCCAGUCACAGGUGAACUGCCUGCAGAAGCGUGCCUCCCUUUUGCAAGAGCAGUUGGAUAAUCAAAAGACCCUGUAGAUGACUGCAUUCGGCUGCCGACAUAGGGCUGCGAUCAGUCAAAGAUGCCUCCAGGGUCACCCUGCAGGUGUUUGCAAUUCCCAGCCCAUCUGUCUGUACAUACACACUGACCACAGGGCUGUGACUGGCCUUGUCAGCUCACCCCUGACUGUAGCCCUCAGCAUCUAAAAAAGCCAACCAUAUGGUUGCUUUGCAGCCAGUUACAUAAGCAUUGUAAUUGGGCUUAUGGAUACAUUCAGUGUAUUGCAAUAGCAAACUACAAAAUGCAGUUUGUUGCAGUUCACUCGUAUUUCCAAUAGCUACCUGCAUUGAUGUCUGUCUCGUGUGAUUACAAUCUAAAUUAUAUUGCGAGAAUACAGUACACUGUAUGUGCAGCGGAGUUAGUGUCGGCUACGGAUGGGGAAAGGUGUCAGAAUAAUGGAACAUACUGUGAUGACGUUUCAUUGAAGGUGUGAAGGAGUGUUUGAGAAACAGACAAGUGUUGUAUUAGCAUACCCCGACUAAAAGCUACCCGAAUUGGUGGCACUGUCGUUUCAAAUGUUCAAAUGGCUAAUAGGUAAACGAGUUAAAACCCUGGUCGGAUCACCGACUCAACUGUCUUACCUUUGUGUUUGAUACAUUGAAAGUGGCUUCUGUCAUAUGAUUGUGGAAUUCCCACCACUGGUUUAGAACCAUUUAUGGACAUGACAACCACCCCCACAUUCAUUUGAAUAGGGGCAGACCGACUUGAUUGCUUUCUGAUCAUGCACUUUUUGAGAGGUUACAUUCAUUGACUACCUAUUGUGACAGCUAUGCAGAUUUAACAGGAAAAACAUUCUGCAGUGACAUACGCUGUUUCCUUUUACAAAUUAGUGGCCUAUUGAAAGAACAAUUUACUUUUCCAUGUAACAUUUUUCACGUCGGAUCAUUUCUCUGCAUGUGAGUUAAAUUAUAUGCCAUUUAUUAAGGUAUACCAACAGAUGUGUAUUUAUAAUUUUAAUAUGGGAGUGUUUUAUUACAUAGUCUCUGUACACCAAUGGACACAUACAUACUUCACAUGUCUAUAAAUGGACCAAAACAACAUCAUAAAACAUUAAUGGUAUUCUGAAAAAGUUGGGCCUGACAAUAAUGAUGAAUUUGAAGUGUAAAAUCAAGCAGAAAUGUAUUGGUUAACAUGUUGUGUUUGUGCUCUUCUGCGAUGUUUACAUUGAGUGGGUGUGUUCGUUCAUAACAAGGGCCCACCUAUCGUCUCAGGAACUGAUGAGGUCGCGAUUCCUGCAUAAGCUCAUGCUCAUUGUAAAGUAAUUUAUGUUUUACAAACUAUAUUUAUUUAUAUAUGAAACACUCAUUGAUGUAUGUGCAUAAACAAACACACGCUUAAGAAUAUGUAUCACUGAAAUACAAAGGCUAAUCGCAAAGUCCAUCCCUGGUUUUAAAGUAAUGUAUUGUGAUGACAAUGUUUCAAAAUAUUACUUAAAUUGUAAAAUAACACAACACGUGUUUACAAUUGCGCUUUCCUCCAUCUACAUUUCAGCUACAUAGCCUUAAUUUUGUUCACACGUUUGAGUGGUAUCUUUAAAAAAAAUACCAAGCGAUUUGCAAAUAUUUCACGUCAACUUUUCCAGCUGCAUUUUUAUCACCGUCAAUGUCAUCCUGUAACCUUGAAGGUUGACCGAAGGAUUAUCCAUCACAAACACUACCGGUUAUUUAGAUGCAAUUGUCCGUUAUCACUGUCUUCUCAUUGUUAUGAUUAUCCAAAUGUGCAAAGUUAGAAAAAUUGCGUGCAAAUUACUGGAGUAUAUUUAGCGAUCAUUGCCGCUUUUGCAAAAACUUGGUAAGACCCUCCUGAAAAAGGGUCUCGAGACUCGGUGAGACUUUCCUAUUAAUAUGAACUAGCUUGUUUGCCCAUCCAAGGACGGGUGUAUAUUGCCGUAAAUCUGACAUUAAAUAGAAAAAUUGUUCAGCUCAUGAUUAUUGAGAAGGGGGGUUGCCCCAUGUGGAGUGACGUCACCCCCUCAUGGUUAUUGGGGAGGGGUGCGGCAUGUGGAGUGACGUCACCCCCUCAUGGUUAUUGGGGAGGGGUGCGGCAUGUGUAGUGACGUCACCCCCUCAUGGUAAUUGGGGAGGGGUGCGGCAUGUGUAGUGACAUCACCCGCUCAUGAUUAUUAAUGAGGGGGGGACCUCGUGUGGAGUGCCAUCAUGUGAUGGACACACACGCAUUCUUGGCUUAUUAUAUUAGAUAGGAAAAUAGUGAAUUCCCUCCCAUCAGAAAAAUACAUUUUCAGAUGUGUUGUCCAUUGGUAUUGAAAGAACGUUAAAUUCUGCAUGUUUUUAUACUAUGACACAAAAACUAGGGAAGGACUUUAUUAUCACUCUGUUUUACUGCAUACCAAAGCCAUUAAGCUGAAAUAAAUGACACAAUCAUU